AUGGCCCUUCCUAGCCUAACAAUCCGGCUAACUAGGGACUCUGAUAUCAAGGGAGUCGCCCCCGUCCUGCCUUACUAUGGGCAGAACUACUGGGAUCUGAAACGGCAGUGUCUUCGGAAGGGAUGCCUCUUCACUGACCGUUUCUUCAAAGCCUGUCCCGAAUCGAUCGGAUACCAUGAGCUGGGGCCUAAGUCAGCGGCCACCCAGGGGCUGGUUUGGAAGAGACCAAAGGAAAUCUGCCAGGACCCCAAAUUCAUCAGUGAAGGGAUGAGACAGACCGAUGUCCGCCAGGGGAAGCUGGGGGACUGUUGGUUCCUGGCAGCCGCCGCCUCCCUCACCUUAUACCCACAGCUGUUGAGGAGGGUGGUCCCGCAGGAUCAAAGUUUUAACAGUGAGGAUUAUGUCGGUAUCUUCCAUUUCCAGUUCUGGCAGUUCGGAAAGUGGGUCGAGGUGGUGGUGGACGACCAGCUGCUUCUGGACGAAACUGGGAAAACAUUAAAAUAUGGGAGGUCGACAGACGAAAACGAGUUCUGGAUGCCCUUGCUGGAGAAAGCCUUUGCCAAGCUGAAUGGCUCUUAUGAGGCUAUAAUCCGUGGAUUUGCAAGGAAUGCCUUUGUUGAUUUGACUGGCGGGAUUGGAGAGACCAUCUGGCUGCCGAAUUGUCCCCCAAAGAAUCUCUGCAAGAGGGCUCAGAAAGCCUUGGACAGGAACUCAUUGAUGGCGGCAAGUAUUACGGGUAAACGUGGAAAAAGGCCUGACGGGCUGUAUAAUCAUCAUGCCUACUCCAUCACAAAGAUCCACAAGAUGACUGUGGGGGUGAAGGAAAUGGAGUUUGUGCGGCUGCGAAAUCCCCAUGGCAAGAACGAGUGGACCGGGGACUGGCGUGACGACGAUGAAACAAACUGGUCAAAAGUGGAUCCUAAAGAGAAGGAAAAAAUGCAGGUGAAGAAAGAAGAUGGGAAACCGGAAGAUGGGGAAUUCUGGAUGAGCUUGGACGAUUUUCGUAAAGUUUUUCACCUCUUGCACAUCUGCCAUUUAGAUGCCAAUGCACCUAGAGAGAAAGACGCACCGUUUCGAUGGCACAGCAACUCCUUCCAAGGGCGUUGGAAAAGCGCUAGUGGACUCAAUAACCCUGACGCCUUCUGGACGAAUCCCCAGUUCUACGUCUCACUGUCGGAGGAGAGCGAGAUCCUCAUUUCCUUAAUACAGAAGAGCAGAAAAGACCUCCUGUGGAUUGACUUUGAUGUCUACAAGGCGACCAAAGAGUAUCUGGAUAAUCCAGACCAAAGAAAGAGGCUGCUCUCCUCGCUCAAGGUGGAAAAAAAAGUGACCUCCUGGCUCAAGGAAAAAAACAAAGUGGAAGAUCGUACUGAAUCCCUUAAGCUGACCCGCGGAGAUUAUCUGAUCAUUCCCAUGAACAGGGCUUCUGAGGAGGGUGACUUCCUCCUCCGCAUCUUCACUGAGAAGAAACAUCUGUUCCGGAAACUGGAAAUCAAGUGAAUUGACUGAGGUCCCUUACCCAGGAGAAGUGGACGGAACGGCCUGCCUCCAUCUGAUUCCUGAGAAGGGAGCCAGACCCGUCUCCUGCUCUUCUAAGCCUGGCGUGGGUAGAAAUUUUCGCCUGAAUUAAGCUUCUUCUGCUCCGCAACCAGAACACCUGAAUUCUGCAAUCAAGACAAAUCAAACCUCCUCAUCAAAACAGCUAUCAGCUGUGAUGCUAUCAAGUAAUGC
Sphaerodactylus townsendi is the source of this 1731-nucleotide messenger RNA. Its product is annotated as calpain-12-like. Gene Ontology annotation, cellular component: cytoplasm. The record is from RefSeq and is a predicted model, not a curated record. The transcript is spliced from 14 exons. The coding region runs from base 1 to 1500 and encodes 499 amino acids. Gene Ontology annotation, biological process: proteolysis. Lineage: Eukaryota; Metazoa; Chordata; Lepidosauria; Squamata; Sphaerodactylidae. Gene Ontology annotation, molecular function: calcium-dependent cysteine-type endopeptidase activity.